AUGUCGCGACUUAUUGUUAUUCUCGGUAUUACCGGUGUGCAAGGAAGCUCUGUCGCCGAUGCUUACCUUUUAAGUCCGGGUUGGAAGAUCCGUGGUGUGACACGCAAUGCUGCCUCUGAUAGCGCAAAGAAAUGGGAGAUGAAAGGCGUUGAGAUGGUCGAAGGUGACCUGGAUGAUGUGGAGUCCUUGAAACAAGCCUUCGUAGGAGCCGACAUUAUUUUCGGUGUCACCGACUUCUGGACAAUCUUCAAAGACCCAGAAAGCCUCAAGAAGAAGAAGCCCAGCCAAUCGCUCGUGAAAUAUUGCUACGACGUCGAGCUCCAGCAGGGAAAGAAUAUUGCCGAUGCUGCGGCCACUGUUCCUAGCCUAUUCCGAUAUAUCUUCAGCUCAAUGGCCCAUGCGAAGAAUUCCAGCAACGGCAAGUUCGCUGAGCUUUAUCACAUGGACUCUAAAGCAGACGCAGGAAUCUAUGCACAGAGCCUCUCAGCCCUGGCUGGAAAAUUCUCGCAGGUUCAGGCACCCAUUUACUUCCAGCUCCCUUGGGAGUGGGGACUUCCUACAACGCCGAAGAAAGUAGCUGAUGGCACGUGGCGAAUGGCAGGAAUUGGCCCAGGUAACAAGGGUAUUCCGUUCGGACACGUCCGCAAAGAUUUCGGUCCCUGCGUCAAGGCUGUUGCUGAGUCCGAGCCUAAUGUCAACCUGUUUGCUGUUGGAGAAUACGUGUCGUGGUCCGAUUAUCUCCGAAUUUUUUGUGAAACCCAAGGUUUCAAGUAUGGUGGCUAUGACGAGCUUUCCUAUGAUAAAUUCUGCGAGUUGCUUCCCGGAGGUCUUGGUCACGAAUUCGCUCACAAUGUACUAUUUGCUCAUGAGUUUGGGUACGAAGGUAUUGACCCUGCAGUUGUACGACCAGAGAAGCUUGGUCUGAAAAUGACUUCGUUCCGUGAAUAUUGUCAAGAGACUGAUUUCGGGGCACUGAAUGGUGGGAUGUGA
Messenger RNA from Penicillium argentinense, 990 nucleotides. RefSeq names its product CAZyme family GH35. Lineage: Eukaryota; Fungi; Ascomycota; Eurotiomycetes; Eurotiales; Aspergillaceae. The coding region runs from base 1 to 990 and encodes 329 amino acids. The record is from RefSeq and is a predicted model, not a curated record. The transcript has 4 exons.